Molecule: messenger RNA, 480 nt
Organism: Candidula unifasciata
Lineage: Eukaryota; Metazoa; Mollusca; Gastropoda; Stylommatophora; Geomitridae
Source: the annotation of a GenBank genome assembly
AAACUGGCUACUCUUGUCCUGAUCUUCGUGAUGGCGGCUGCCUUUGCUGACGGACAACCUAAAGCCUCCAAGUGUCGUGUGGGCUGGACAUACUUUGGUGGGUCUUGCUACGCUUUUGGAGACAUCCCCAAAACUUAUGACGAUGCUGCGGCCUUUUGUGUGACACACGGCGGAUACCUAGCAGAGGUCGAAAGUGUUCAAGAGAAUAACUGGUUGAUAAAUAAACUCACAGCCUCAAAUUUUGGUUCGGUUUGGAUAGGAGGUUCGGAGACUCUGCACAGAGGGACUUUCCUGUGGGUCAACAGCGGCAACCCACUUAUCUUUGCGGACUGGUCGUUCAUGCAACCCAUUGACCCACCUGGAGUUUACGAGGAUUGCCUGGAGAUGAGGGAACAGUUCUCCUAUAAAUGGAACGACUUUGAAUGUAAUCAACUCAACAGAUUUGUCUGUGAGAUCAGAUCGCAGCCACUGGAGGACUAA